This is a messenger RNA of Diutina rugosa, 561 nucleotides long. RefSeq lists its product as uncharacterized. The record is from RefSeq and is a predicted model, not a curated record. NCBI's taxonomy places the organism in Eukaryota, Fungi, Ascomycota, Pichiomycetes, Serinales, Debaryomycetaceae. The coding region runs from base 1 to 561 and encodes 186 amino acids. The transcript has a single exon.
AUGCCUUACGAAAAGUCUGGAUCCUCUACCAAACGGCUGCCGCCCCAACUGGCCAAGUGGCUCGCCCUCAUCAUCGCGACGGUGGCGAUGUGUUUGUUGACCUGGGCCGUCACCGGCGCCUCGGCGCCGUCGUUCUACCGGCUGCCAGACCUGGCGCCGAUGAUGAUGACCCUGCCUAUGCCGCCGCUGAGACUGGCAACGGCGCUGGCGCAGUCCGGCGAGCGCAACCCCACCGCUGACUUGCGCGAGAUCUUCGCCGUCACCCCCGUCUUAUUGUUGGUGGACCGCCCUUCAGCUAAGCUCAGACAAGUGGAAGUGGCCCUCCGCAAGCUCAGCAUCACCCCGGAGAUGACCGUAGUCGACUUGGCGCAGCACCCCAACCACGACGCCAUUGUUGACUACCUCGAAAACAUCAGUCUGUGGGGCGACGACGUCCCGCGCCUUUUCAUCGGCGGGCGCCCCGAAGCGACUCUCGACGAUAUCUUACGUUGGGACCAAGAGGGCUCGUUGGCAUCGACCGUCAGAGCUCGCGGCAACGGCUUGAUCUCGUUGGGCCAUUAG